AUGCCUUUUGGCUUAUCAAACGCCCCGGCAACAUUUCAGGCCUUAAUGAAUACUAUUUUUCAGUUUGCUCUCCGGUGUUUUGUCCUCGUUUUCUUCGAUGAUAUUCUUGUUUACAGUCCUACCUGGGACCGCCACCUGCAAGAUUUGGAACAGUUGCGAGGCUUUCUAGGCUUGAGUGGAUACUACCGAAGGUUUAUCAAGCACUAUGCCACCAUUGCUAAACCACUGACAGAUCUUCUUCGCAAGGAUAGUUUUCAGUGGACUGAUCAAGCAGAGGACGCCUUCCUUCAUCUCAAACAAGCCGUGACCACCGCCCCAAUUUUAUGCUUACCAGACUUUUCCCAGCCAUUCAUCAUCGAAACAGAUGCUUUAGGGUCCGGGAAAUUCAAGCAUUAUUUAGUGGGCCAGAAAUUUGUUAUCCGCACCGAUCAGCUAUCUCUUCGUUAUCUCACUACACAGGCAAUCCAAACACCUGAGCAACAGAAAUGGUUGUCCAAAUUGCUGGGGUUCGACUUCACUAUUGAAUACAAACCAGGCAAAGACAACGUCGUCGUAGAUGCAUUAUCCCCUGUUAGCGGAGUUUCAUGCGUCUCAUGUGGGGGGGCACGCAGGUACUAUACACUUAUGCUAGACUUGCACAUCAAUUAUAUUGGCCUGCAAUGCGUAAAUCUGUCAACUAGUUUGUCCGCCGUUGCCUCAUAUGUCAACAAGCUAAAGAGUCUCAUUGUGGACCGUUUGUCCAAGUAUGGACAUUUUGUUCCUUUACGGGAGGAUUUUACUAGCGCCUCAGUGGCCGAAGCUUUUGUGGCUCAUGUAGUCAAGCUGCAUGGAGUCCCAAAAACCAUUGUCAGUGAUCGCGACAAGGUGUUCACCAGCCGUUUUUGGCAACAUCUAUUUUGCAGUAUGGGCACGAAAUUGGCAAUGACUUCAGCGUAUCAUCCACAAUUCGAUGGUCAAUCUGAAGCCCUGAAUAAGUGUCUUGAACAAUAUUUACGUUGUUUUUCAUUUGAGAACCCAUCCAAAUGGGUUGACUUCUUACCUUGGGCGGAGUUUUCAUAUAACACAGCCAAGCAAACAAGCACAUGCUUCUCUCCAUUCAAGGUUCUCUACGGCUGUGCCCCACCACAGUUACUUUCUUACUCUGUUAAUGACCAUGACCCAUCUGUAGUCACUGCCUUCUUACAACAACGAGAUCAGAUCUUAUCCCACUUGAAGUUCAAUCUCUCAAAGGCCCAAGCUCGAAUGAAACGUCUGGCUGACACCAAACGCACUGAGCUUUCGUUCGAGAUAGGAGAAUGGGUCUUUGUCAAACUACGGCCCUAUAAACAACAUUCUGUUGCUCUCCGUCAGAAUCACAAUCUUUCUCUUCGGUAUUUUGGGCUUUUUCGGGUUAAACGCAACAGUGCUUGGGUUUCGCAGGAGGAUCUUAUACCCCUACAGCAGCAUUAUCCUUCCUUAGACCUUGGGGACAAGGUCUCUCUCAAUGGGUGGGGUAAUGUUAUAUUCCCUUACAUAGUGAAAACCAAAGAAGGACCCAUUGACCAGUUAAUGGAGUCAAACAAGGGGGAUUCAUCACCAGAUACAGUGCGUCAUCCUUAUGCAAGAAAGAAGAAGAUCAUGGGGAAGGAACAAGGGGGUAGUUCAGAUGAGCUGGAAGCUAUAACAACAACUUCCAAGGAACCAAUAGCAAAGCGAAACGUGGGUGAAAGAAUUAAAAGGGUGAAUCAGCUGUACAAGGAUUUUGUGAUGGGCUGA
This is a messenger RNA of Dioscorea cayenensis subsp. rotundata (Guinea yam), 1755 nucleotides long. RefSeq lists its product as uncharacterized. NCBI's taxonomy places the organism in Eukaryota, Viridiplantae, Streptophyta, Magnoliopsida, Dioscoreales, Dioscoreaceae. The coding region runs from base 1 to 1755 and encodes 584 amino acids. Gene Ontology annotation, biological process: DNA integration. Gene Ontology annotation, molecular function: nucleic acid binding. The record is from RefSeq and is a predicted model, not a curated record. The transcript has 6 exons.